Molecule: messenger RNA, 768 nt
Organism: Melampsora larici-populina 98AG31
Lineage: Eukaryota; Fungi; Basidiomycota; Pucciniomycetes; Pucciniales; Melampsoraceae
Exons: 5
Coding region: 1-768 (255 amino acids)
Source: RefSeq, a predicted model, not a curated record
AUGCUAACACCAGAAGAAGAAGAAAAUUGUUUAUUCAAAUUGGCUAAUGUAUUGGCUACCGCAUUUGAAAUGUUUCAAGGUGCUCCAAUCAAGGCGAUUCAAAAUAUGGAAGCUGUUUGGGGUGUUAAAGAUACUAAAAAGAUUCUGACUUCUCAAUGUAAUGCACUUGAGAUGGCCAUUCAAUUUGGACUAGAUGCACCUUUACUCAAUCAUUAUUGUUUAGGAGUUCCACGUAAUAGAGCUGCUCUAGGUUAUUUGAAUUAUGGUAUUCUUAUCAUCUCAUAUGUAUCCACAAUGGAAACUAGAGCAUUGAAUCGAAUGAAUGGAUAUGAGAUUUGGUUUAAUAUCUUUACCUUGGGAGUCACAUUAGAUAAGACUGGAUCAAUCUUAGAACAUGGUUGGUGUGUCUUUAUAGCAAAUCUUUGGAAUGGAUUGUCAAUUGAACAGUCUCAUCAAGUUUUAUCUUGUUUAGCUAUCUUUGUGUUUCCUAGACUAGCUUUCAUUACACUUUUGGAUGAUCUUUUGAUUUUAUCUUUUAGAUCGAUGAUGAGUCAUUUUGUGUUUUUAAUGUUAUUAGGAGCUUGGUGUUUUCUUGGCUUUUUAUAUUCACUUUAUAUGCUUCAAGUUAGUUUAACUGAAGCCGGUGAAAUGGAAAAAUAUUCAAUCGGUCAAAUCGCUAAACGGAUGGUUUACAUUUUCUUUGGAUUAGAUGCUACUGGCAUCACGAAUCACGAUUGCUCACGAAAGAAUGGUGAUCCAAAAGUUUGA